CCCGUUAGGGGGUGCAUACGGCGGGGAUGCUUUCUACGGCACAACACCGGACCAAGAAGACGGGCGUAUAACGCGUACCCAACCGGCCAAUGCAGCGUCCUCUCCGUUACUACGUCCAUUGAGCCACCCCACUUUCACUUUACUUGAGAGUAGGAUUGAUAACAUGGCAGAAGAAAUGUCUCUCUAUGGAAUUAUACUUCUCCUUUCUGCACUGGGGAUAAUUCAAGAGGGUAAGGAAAACUUCAAUCUGUGUUUUUGAGUUUCUUUGAGCCGGACGAAGCUGCGCGUCUGUGCUUUUUAAGUCACGUUUUUUCGCGCCUUGAUUUGGGCGGUUCCGUGUUACAUGUUUAGCGUUACACUAAAAACAACGUUGAAAUUGUUUGCUGCUGUAUUUUCUCCUACAUUAUAACUCGAAGACAGCGGUGAUAUUACAGCUAAUUUCUGCCAUCUGUGCGUAAAAAAAAAGGCUAAAAUGCUUUUCCGGUUGGGUAACUCAAAACACUGCACGGAUUUACCAACGAGAGUUUGAUUAACAUGUUGAAAGUAUUUGUUUUUUCCGGUUUGAGAGGCCUGCAUUGCGAAAUGGCAGCCUAAUGUCUGUUAAAUGAUAUUUGCUCGGGUUAGAAAAUUGCUUUCACCAUUUUGAAUGUAUUUAGAGGCUGAGCAGAGGUUUAUGAUAAUUUAGACCCUGAAAUAAAUGUUAUUAACUCAAACAAAGUGCUGUAUGAUCAUCAGUUUUCUUCAGACUUUUAAUAAACCUUUUGCAGGGCUCUCAAGUUUUGAACUAAGCUUAGAGUGAGAUUCCCUUGGGGUGGGGGUGGGGGAGUGAUUGAAGAUAAUUAUUAGUAUAAUAAUCUAAUAAAUACAAUGGAGUAUGAGGGCCACAUUAAGAAAGAAAAAAACAUUUUUAAAUCUUUGAGAUUAAAGUUAUUAUUUAGGAGAAUAAAGUCAUUAAUGACUUUAAGAAUAAAGUAGUAAAGUUACCUGUUGUGGAGGAGAGUUGUUAAAAUCAGCACUGAGGAGCAUUUAGAUGAAUUGUACUUUAGUAUAGGUUUCACAGACAUGGAGAUACUUAAUCCUUUGGUAUAUCAGCAUUACACUGUCACGAGUAUCAGAACUUUAAAAAGAAUAUAUGAGAAAUGCUGCUUUUGUGGAGGGGAAAUGGCUGUACAGAGGCUAAAUUCAUCAAUGCAGCUGUUAAUAGCAAUAGCAUAGGGCUUUAGUUUAUCAUAUGAGUUUAUCUGCCAUGAGGUGUUGAGGUCUCUGCAUGUGUAGGUUACUGACUUACUGUAAUCAUCGGGUCUAUCUCGUCCUUAUAAAAACCUGCUCUAUUUUGGCGAGUGUCUGUCUUCUUCUGUAGUCAAACCGCAAGAUAUCAAAAUCCAUCCGGAUACAGCAAUGCUGCUUUUUGAUUGGCUGUUCAGUAGAUAUACUUUAUUUGAUUGGCUUGCGCGUGGCACGCAGCUUCUGAACUCUCGGAGAAACUCCGUUGAUUUCUACCUGUUCCAUAGUUAAAGAGGUGCAACUUGGUGGACAUCACCAUGUUCAUUUAAAUGCGUGAGAAAUACAAUGUGUGGCGUGUGAGCGUGUGAACAGGUGGGAAUGCGUGUGUCUCACGCUGAAUGCGUGAGACUUGAGAGCCCUGCUUUUGAAAGACCUUUAGUUAACAACUUAUCCUUUGCAAACUGACCACAAUGUGAGCUUUUGUCACCUGCAGGUCGAACAUUGAUACAGACACAGUCAGAAGGGUCUGCCAGGUUAGGAGACCAGGUGGACUUUAACUGCCAGCUAACACAGCCUGAGGAUGGUGACCAGAAGAUUUCACCCCCUUUAGAUCCGAUUGUAAAUCUCAGUGGAUUUAAGGGUGACUGUGGACACGAGGACAGUCACAUAGUGAUGAGGAAGCUGACAGAGCAGGAUGAAGGAUGCUAUAAAUGUAUGUCCAACUCCCACCCAGAUGGUGCUUCAUCUGGUCCCACCUGUGUCAGACCCUUCGGUAAGAAGAAGACUUAUUUUUAAAGCUUAUUUUGCAAGACAAUCAUAGAUAAUUCUCUAUUUUGUCUUAAUUUAGCUGUUUCAGAGCUGUAUGGACCUGUUCUUCUCGCCAGAGGCCCGAACUCCACUGUAGAUGUGGUUGUUUCCUGCACAGUCUCAGGUAAACCUCAUCCCUCUUUGGAAAUCACAUUCCCUCAUCAAGGCCUGCGCUUAGGAAGAAUCAUCGACCACUGCGUCUUUAACAACGACAGCUCAGCGACGUUCACCAUGACGGCAAUGAUGACUCGCCUCCAUCAGAACAGCACAGUGGUUGGAUGUGCAGCUCAGGUGUCCUCUCUUCCUGAGAAAAAAUCUUACAGGGUGUUUUUGGAGGUGAAACAACCCCCUGCUGAUGAUGGUAAGAAAAUAUGUCAAGAGCCACAGAUGAACAGGUUGAUAAACACUUUCUGGUUUUAAAGCUUUUUUUGUUUUUCCAGCUCUCAAAGAGGAAUCUGAAGAGGAUAACAUCAGUCACGGUAAGUCACUGUUCAGUAUUCUUGCUGUCUUGAUUGUUGACUGUGUGGUCUUCAUGUUUCUCCUGUCUUCUUUAUCUCAAAGGGGAACCUGAAGUGGGUAACAUCAGUAACAGUAAGUCACUGUUCAGUAUUCUAGCUGUCUUGAUUGUUGACUGUGUGGUCUUCAUGUUUCUCCUGUCUUCUUUUUCUCAAAGGCAGGACUCUGAUCAUUGUGUUAGUUGUGUUGGCGAUCCUCAUUGGUUUGUCCGUGGCCCUCUUUUUCCUGUAUAAAUUUAAAAAACAGACCAGGUACUUUUUUUUUAAUCUCUUGUGUCUUGGUGUUUGAACCUUGGGGUUUUUCAAGGUUCUAACUAUUCUGAAAUCCUUCAGUCUGCCACAUGUGAGCCAUCAGAUUGUUGAGACCAGUUGAGCUGCAGACAGAGACCCUUAGAGGUGAGAAAUGCUUAGAUUUCACGUUUUUCUUUCUCUUGAAUAUCAGUAUUUGUUGUUUCAUAUAUCUUGGUUUUAUGACUCAAAUAUUGAGGAUUAAAGUCGAUGUUUGUUUACUUUGUCAAGGGCUGAAGCAUCAAUGGAAGACAACAUUCAGAUCAGAUUUCGAUCAUCACCUCUGAAGUUGAUGUGAGUCCACCACCUCUAACUCCCAGGAGACUGUGGGAAUAACAAGAUCAACUUUUUGAAAAACCAAAACAAGAUUAUGAAUCUUCUGUUUAAUAACCAGUUUAGAGUCGUCAUUUAUGAAAUGCUGUAUCUUCUCCUUGAACAAGCUGUGCCUUAGCUAAUCUAAAUUCAUGUGAUGUGCUGAAACCCCAGAUCACUUUUUUUCAUAAUUGAAGUUUUUGUUUAACCUCUAUAUAUUUAACAUUAUACAGAAGAUAUCAAACUUCAGCACAAACAAAACAACCAUAUUUAUCUUAAUUACACAUACCAAAAACAAAAUACGCAUAUAUAUUCACACAUAACCCAACCCAUAAGUAGGGUUGGGUAUCGUUUGAUUUUGAACGAUUCCGAUACCGAUUUCGAUUCCUCGUUUCAAUUCCGAUUCCUAUCGAUUCUUUUUUUCGAUUCUUUUAAAAGGCAGGAUAUCCAAAAAAAAAAUGCAUGGUUUGAAUGAGGGUGCUAACCGGAGCUCUUCUUCUUCUACCUCUUCUAACUUUUUAAGAACUUUACUAUGAAUUUCUCACAGGGCUAUUUACAUAGAGGUGUACUUGGGUAUAUAAACUGUACAGUAAGCUGUCAAGGUGGAGAACAUUAUAUUUUCGGGACAGUAAAUAUUCAGAAUCAGAGGGCUAUUGUUUCGGCUUAUCUGAAUAGUCUGAACGCAAUCAUUAAAGGCACAUGCUGAAGAUUCCGUUCAACGGUACGAAAAACCUGGACUGUUUCGCCUUGUUAUGUACUUUCAACCGCGCUCCUGGCAGGGGUGCAUUCUACGGCACAACACCGGAGAAGCGUGUCAAAGACGAGCACUCGGGUAUUUCUCCUCCAUGAAUCCUCAGGUGUUUAAUCAUGUUGGUCGUUUACCCUCCUUUGCAUGAUAUAACUGUAUUGCUAAUGUUGCACUGAGAUAAGAGUUCGUUCUUGCUGCUAAAGUUAGCCAAACUUUUGACCAACAUAGAAGACGCCGCGUAAUACCAAUGAGGACGGAGCAUAUGAGACGAAGCCACACAGAAAGAGAAGAGAGACAGAGAGAGAAAGUACAUUGCAACCCACAGCAAUGCCGCUGUGGGUUACAAUGCACUCUCUCUCUCGAGAAGGAUGGUUGUUCUGGUUGAGCUUUUCCAAGCCACCCCCCUAACUUUCCUAUAACCUCUUUCCGGAAAGGAAAAAAUCAAUGAGCACACCCACAGUGAGUGCACCUCCCUGUGUGUUACACUUCCAACAAAGGUUAUUCUGUAUCAAGCCCAUUUCAUGGAGUCUUACUGGCGUAAAAUAGUAUCUAUGAAUAAUUUUAUAAUGUGUUAAUUUACCUUGGGCAUUAUUGUGAUUGCCAGAGGUUCUAGGAAUAAAAUCACCAAUAAAAGUGAUAUCCCGGAUCACUUCUGAAAUAAGGUCUGUACGGGAAGCACCCUGAGGCCCGAUCGAAUGGCCUUAUAUCUGGUGAGGUUUUAAGACACCAAUAGAAAGACAACACCUGAUGGCUGAGCUCAUCAGGGAGGGGCUUCGCCUCAUUAGCCCUGCCCAGGCACCAUUAGAAACAAGGUGUGAUCAGGCAUGUUCAAACUUGUCCAGGGGAUUGGUAGUGUAAUAAGAAGUGAAUGCCUAUUGUGAAAUGCUGUAUAAGAAGGCGAUUUUCUUUGUUUCCUCAGUCUGGAUUCUGCAGAUUUCAAUCUCACUGACUUUGUUCAUUUGCAUGCUGAAUAAAGUAACUUGGAUGCACCAUGGACAGUCUCAUCUCCUGAUUUGAGUCAGACUACUGAUUUCUUCAUCGAUCGAAGGUUCUACACUUAGACUUAGACAAGCCAACAACAAAGCUAGGAGUGUCUAGUGUAGAGCUCAGCAGAGGUCAAGAUCCCCCUGAGGGACAGCUCCUGCAGCCAUCACUGGGAGAAUUGAGACACGUCAUUUGACGCAGCCAGCCAUGAGGGGUGACAAGCCACCGUGAUCAGCAGGGACGAGAUCGGCACCUGCUCCUCCAGACACCAGGCCUACAAAAUUUAAGGUAAUUGGCCGGCAGUCUGCUCAGGGUCACCGCACUCACAGGCCGCACUGUCCAUGAGGCCCCACUUCCUCGUUGAUGUUUUAAAGUGACCAACCCCAGUUCUUAGGCAGUUCAAUGUUGUCCAUUGUUGGUGUGGUAGGUCGUCUCCUCCUAUAGCGCCACCUCCUGGGUCCCAAGUGUAACGAUGGAUGCGAGAGGGCCCAUCUGACUGCCACUCCUGCUUCCAAGCUGCUGCCAGCCAAGCAUCUCUGGAGAUGUCCUCAGAGGUAAAACUGAGCAUCUCUUGCACUGCCUUGUAGGGGUGGCGGGAUUUGAGUCUGCUUGGUGCUGCUGUUGUUGUGCAGGAUGUGCCAAUCAUGCCUUUGUGCCUUCCUGGCCAGGGCAAGGGUGACAGCCUCCUGUCAGAGGCCAGCUGGGGCUAUUCAUGGGAGGAGCCAUUGUAACACAUGAAUAUUCUUUGGUAUAAACCAUUCCAUUGAAGCUCUGGCUUUAUGUUUAGGGUCAUCGUCUUGCUGGAAGGUGAAUCUCUUUCCCAGUCUCAGUCAACAGGUUUUCUUCCAGGAUUGCCCUGUAUUUCGCUCCAUCCAUCCAUCCUCCCAUCAACUUUGACCAGCUUCCCUGUCCUUGCUGAAGAAAAGAAUCCCCACAACAUGAAGCUGCCACCACCAUGUUUCACAGUGCGGAUGGUGUGUUCAGGGUGAUGAGCAGUAUUGCUUUUUCGCCACACAUAGCGCUUUGCAUUCAGGCCAGGAAGUUCAUCUCUGGUCUCAUCUGACCAGAGCACCUUCUUCCACAUGUUUGCUGUGUCCCCUACAUGGCUUGUGGCAAACUGCAAACGGGACUUUUUGUGUCUUUCUGUCAACUCUUCCAUAAAGGCCAGAUUUGUGGAGUACAGGACUUAUAGUUGUCCUGUAGACAGAUUCUCCCACCUGAGCUGUGGAUUUCUGCAGCUCCUCCAGAGUGACCAUGGACCUCUUGGCUGCUUCUCUUACCAAUGCUCUCCUUGCUCGGUCUGUCAGUUUAGGAGCACGGUAGUGAUGGGCACAGCAGUUCUUUUAGAUGUACUAAAUCACUAGAAUCAGUUCACUAAAAAGAUUCAUUCAUCGAAUCACCGAAUCAUUCAGUGCUUGGCAGGAGGAGCCUGCGGCUUCCUAAAGUGAUACGACGCUGAACGUUUCAGGAUUCAGUUCAAUUCAAAGCUUCCGGGACCGGGAGACGAGAGUGUUUGGCUGUGUUGCUUUGGCAAACAGGUUCAUAAAAAUGAACUUGUUUAUAAGUCAUGAUGUUUUAAGUGUACUGUCCUUUGGUAUGCUAUUUAUCAGGUCUGCUCGGUAAAUUGGGCCCAGUGAGUGAUUCGUUCACUGAACGUUUAGAAGAAUUCACACUGAACAUGAACCAUUCCCUCGCAAACCGCUGCAAUGAUAGGGGUUAGGGGAUGCUGUGGGUUUUAUGCACUAUUUGUUACAUGCUGUGUCCUAUUGUAUGAAAGUUGUUGUGGUGGCAAUUUAGCAGUAAAAAAUAAAAAAAAUAGUUUUGUCCAACAAAAAUAAUUCAAUGUGUGAUUCGUGAUUCAGGCGUUGGUGCAUGCGGUCCCUGGUUCACCGGCUGCUUGCCUGGCAAUGCUGCGUGCUAUAGCAUCUGCCCUGCUGACAGCUCAACUGAAGUGAGAAACGAACAAAUCACUUGAAGUGAUUCGGUCCAGUAAGUUCACUUAAAAGAUUUGGUUCUUUAGAAUGAAUCGUUGACGAAUGACAUGACACUAGUGGAUGGCCAUGUCUUGUUAGAUUAGCAGUUGUGGCAUACUUCUUAGUGUUGUGUCAUUCGGGAAUGAUUCGUUAAAAAGAACCGAAUCACUUGGUCAAGUGAUUUGUUCACAACCAUUGGGCAGUCCUCUUAAAAUCUCAUGAUUUAUAAACAAGUUCAUUUUAACAAACUUGUUUGUCAAAGCAACACAGCUACAACACUCUUGUCUACCGGUCCCAGAAGCCGAGAAUUGAACUGAAUCCUGAACGUUUAGCUGUGUAUUAGUUCAGGAAGUCGCAGGCUCCUCCCGCUAAGUGCUAAAUGAUUCAGUGAUUCUGUGAAUGAAUCGUUUGAACGAAACCUUUGAACAAAUCUUUUUAAUGAACUGAUUCCAGUGAUUCAGUACAUCUAAAAGAACUGCAGUGCCCAUCACUAAACUUCUUGGAUGAUAGAUUGAACAGUGCUCCUGCUUUGAACUUCUCCAUGACUUUUUCCCUGACCUGUCUGGUGAGUUCCUUGGUCUUCAUGAUGCUCUUUGUUGACAAGUGCUCUCUAACAAAGCACAGAGGGCUUCACACAACAGUUCUGCUGAUACUUAAUUACACACAGGUGGACUCUAUUAACUAAUUAGGUGACUUCUGGAGGCAGUUGAUUGCACUGCAUUUUAUUUAGUGGUAUCGGAGUAGAGGGGGCUGAAUACAAAUGCACACCACACUUUUCAGAUUUUUAUUAGUUUAGAUUUUUGAAAACCAUGUGUCAUUUUUGUUCCACUUCACAAUUACAUGCUACUCUGUGUUGGUCUAUGACAAAAAAAUCUCAAUAAAAUACCUUUAAGUUUGUGGUCGUAGAGUGACAAAAUGUGAAAAAGUUCAAGGGGUAUGAAGACUUUUUCAGGGCACUGUAUCUGGUCCUUUCCCAGGCAGUCCCUUCACCAAAAAGUGGAAAAAACGAAGUAGUUUUCCACUUUGUAUAGUGGCAACUCAAGCUAGUUUCUGUACUUUUUGAACCGAGUGACGCAGGCGCGCUCCCGUUAGGGGGUGUAUACGGCGGGGAUGCUUUCUACGGCACAACACCGGACCAAGAAGACGGACGUAUUACGCGUACCCAACCGGCCAAUGCAGCGUCUGCUCCGUUACUCCGUCUAUGGAGCCACCCCACUUUCACUUUACUUGGAAGUAGGAUUGAUAACAUGGCAGAAGAAAUGUCUCUCUAUGGAAUUAUACUUCUCCUUUCUGCACUGGGGAUAAUUCAAGAGGGUAAGAAACACUUCAAUCUGUGUUUUUGAGUUUCUUUGAGCCGGACGAAGCUGCGCGUCUGUGCUUUUUAAGUCACGCGCCUUGAUUUGGGUGAUUCCGUGUUACAUGUUUAGCGUUACACUGAAAACAACGUUGAAAUUUUUCGCUGCUGUAUUUUCUCCUACAUUAUAAGUUAUAACUCGACGACAGCGGUGAUAUUACAGCUAAUUUCUGCCAUCUGUGCGUAAAAAAAAGGCUAAAAUGCUUUUCCGGUUGUGUAACUCAAAACACUGCACGGAUUUACCAACGAGAGUUUGAUUAACAUGUUGAAAGUACUUGUUUUUUCCGGUUUGAGAGGCCUGCAUUGCGAAAUGGCAGCCUAUUGUCUGUUAAAUGAUAUUUGCUCGGGUUAGAAAAUUGCUUUCACCAUUUUGAAUGUAUUCAGAGGCUGAGCAGAGGUUUAUGAUAAUUUAGACCCUGAAAUAAAUGUUAUUAACUCAUACAAAGUGCUGUAUGAUCAUCAGUUUUCUUUAGACUUUUAAUAAACCUUUUGAAAGACCUUUAGUUAACAACUUAUCCUUUGCAAACAGACCACAAUGUGAGCUUUUGUCACCUGCAGGUCGAACAUUGAUACAGACACAGUCAGAAGGGUCUGUCAGGUUAGGAGACCAGGGGUCCGUUUCACGUAGGUGGUUCAACAAACUCUGAGUUAAAUCCUUAACUCUGAGUUGAUCUACUCUGAGUUAGGAAACUCUGAGUUUCCGGUUUCACAACACCUGAUUUGAGACGGUUUUAUCAACUCCGAGUAGUUUGACCUGGAGUUAAGCACGUGCACGCCAGACAUAAACAGCCAGCAUCUGUGGAGCGCAGAUUCAAUGAUCAACCAAUAGAAACAGGGAGAAGGAGGGGGCAGCAGCAAGCCAACAGCGAAUUACAGCACGUUUUUAAAAGAACGUGCAAUACAGCAGCAGCUGCAAAGGAGAGGGAGAGGGCUUGGGAGGAAAUCGCUGCUCGCGUCAAUGCGUAACUUUAAAUCUAGUCUCGUGCAAUCACAAUGACAGACUGUUGCAGGGAAACUGCUUGAAUCAUUUUGAUCAUGUUUUACAUUGUCAAGUAAGUAUUAAGUUUGAUCCCUUAGAAAAUGCUCUUUUCACACUCAAAACUGAAUUUUACUCUUUUAUGAUGUUCCGUUAAAUGAUUAGGAAUAUUAAACUAACUCUCAGUAUGCAUAUGUACAUAUAUUAAACUAACACACACUACACUCAAUAUUAGACUUUCACUCAGCAAACAGAAAGAGGGCAGAUGCCAGAAAAACGGGUGGUGGUCCAGCAGCCCCACCUUUAACGGAGGCAGAGGAGCUGCCCCCCCCUCGACGAUCGCAACCCCCACCCCGUCGCAGCGAUCGUCGGACUGGUGUGUGUGUCGGGGGGGGUGGGGGGGGGGAUUUGCGAUCGGACCGGCCGCGAUCGUCGAACGGGGGGGGGGGCAGCUCCUCUGCCUCCGUUAAAGGUGGGGCUGCUGGACCACCACCCGUUUUUGUGUUAGUUUAAUAUUCCUAAUCAUUUAACGGAACAUCAUAAGAGAGUAAAAUUCAGUUUUGAGUGUGAAAAGAGCAUUUUUGAUGGGAUCAAACUGCCACUUAACAUUUAUUUGACAAAAUAAACCUUGAUCAAAAUGAGAAAAUGCCGAUCUCUCACCUGAAACUCUGGGUUUACUGAGUUAAACCUGCUCCCGAGCAGGUUAGGUUCACGGAGUCUGUUCCUGUGGUAACUGACCGCGAGGUUGAGUUACCUCUCUUUGUGAAACAGGUUAGAGUUACCCCUCUCUCCCUGGUUUAACUAACCCUCCUUUGUGAAACGGAAAACUCAGAGUUUCCCUGAUUUCAGGGUUAACAAACUCGGAGUUUCCACUAAACCUGCUACGUGAAACGGACCUCAGGUGGACUUUAACUGCCAGCUAACACAGCCUGAUUAUGAUCACCAAACCACCGGGCCGAAGAUCCCAUCUUUUGUAGACCGGACCGUGAUCCACAAUAAACUUGAGAUUGACUGUGGACAGCGGAACAGCUCCAUAGUGGUCAGGUCGGUGAAAAAGCUGGAUGAAGGAUGCUAUAAAUGUAUGUUCAACUCCGACCCUGAUGGUGCUUCAUCUGGUCCCACCUGCAUCAGACACUACGGUAAGAAGAAGACUUAUUUUUAAAGCUUAUUUUGCAAGACAAUCAUAGAUAAUUCUCUAUUUUGUCUUAAUUUACCUGUUUCAGAGCUGUAUGGACCUGUUCUUCUCGCCAGAGGCCCGAACUCCACUGGAGACGUGGUUGUUUCCUGCACAGUCUCAGGUCGACCCAAUCCCUCUUUGGAAAUCACAGUCCCUCUGCAAGACCUGCACAUAGGAAGAACCCACUCCGACUGCCUCAUCAGCAACGACAGCUCAGUGACGUUCACCAUGACGGCAGUGAUAACUCGCCUCCAUCAGAACAGCACAGUGGUUGGAUGUGCAGCUCAGGUGUCCUCUCUUCCUGAGAAAAAAUCUUACAGGGUGUUUUUUGAGGUUAAACAACCCCCUGCUGAUGAUGGUAAGCAAAUGUGUCAAGAGCCACAGAUGAACAGGUUGAUAAACACUUUCUGGUUUUAACGCUUUUUGAGUUUUUCCAGCUCUCAAAGAGGAAUCUGAAGUGGAUGACUUCAGUAACAGUAAGUCACUGUUCAGUGUUCUUGCUGUCUUGAUUAUUGACUGUGUGGUCUUCAUGUUUCUCCUGUUUUCUUUAUCUCAAAGGGGAACCUGAAGUGGGUAACAUCAGUAACAGUAAGUCACUGUUCAGUAUUCUAGCUGUCUUGAUUGUUGACUGUGUGGUCUUCAUGUUUCUCCUGUCUUCUUUUUCUCAAAGGCAGGACUCUGAUCAUUGUGUUAGUUGUGUUGGCGAUCCUCAUUGGUUUGUCCGUGGCCCUCUUUUUCCUGUAUAAAUUUAAAAAACAGACCAGGUAAUUUUUUAGAAAAAUCUCUUGUGUCUCAGUUUUUGAGCCUUUGUUGUUUUUGAGGCACUAACUGUUCUGAAAUCCUUCAGUCUGCCACAUGUGAGCCAUCAGAUUGUUGAGACCAGUUGAGCUGCAGACAGAGACCCUUAGAGGUGAGAAAUGCUUAGAUUCACAUUUUUCUUUCUCUUAAAUAUCAGUAUUUGUUGUUUCAUAUGUCUUGGUUUUAUGACUCAAAUAUUGAGGAUUAAAGUCGAUGUUUGUUUACUUUGUCAAGGACUGAAGCAUCAAUGGAAGACAACAUUCAGAUCAGAUUUCGAUCAUCUCCUGUGAAGAACCCAGAAAGUGUUGAUGUGAGUCCAUCACCUGUAACUGUGGGAAUAACAAGAUCAACUUUUUGAAAACCAAAACAAGAUUAUGAAUCUUCUGUUUAAUAACCAGUUUAGAGUCAUUAUUUAUGAAAUGUUCUGGUUGAGCUUUUCCAAGCCACUCAAUCAACUUUCCUAUAACCUCUUUCCAGAAAGGAAAAAAACAAUGAGCACUCCCACAGUGAGUGCACCUGCCUGUGCGUUACACCUCCAACAACAGGUUAUUCUAUAUCAAGCCCAUUUCAUGGAGUCUUACUGUCGUAAAAUAGUAUCUAUGAAUAAUUUUAUAAUGUGUUAAUUUACCUCGGGCGUCUGUAAUGGGCCCGUCUGUGUUUGUUAUUAUGUUUUCCCACACAUCUUCCUCAAUGUCACAAUUUUAAUCUUUUUGCCAAAUUAGUGUAAAAUGUUUAUGUUUCCCACACUGGGCAUUUACUUAACUAGAAUAGAGGGUGAUGAAUUUGGGUCCGCAGAAAGCCAAAGGAUGUCAUCCGUGUAUAGAAACAAUUUAUGUUCUCUGCCUCCUGCCUUUACUCCUGUAAUUCCUGUUUCCGCCCUUAUUGCGAUUGCCAGAGGUUCUAGGAAUAAAAUAAACAAUAAAUGUGAUACCCCGGAUCACUUCUGAACAUGCGAGGGACAUUCUUACUUGAUAAUGUUUAGGGUAUGCUUACAGAGAGUGUCUGUGUGACUGAACAAUGUUCAAUAUAUGUUUACAGAAAGUGUGUAUGAAGCCCUGUCGCAGAAACCGUUGAAGUGUUGCUGAAAUAAGGUCUGUACGGUAAGCACCUUGAGGCCCGAUCGAAGGGCCUUAUCUUGUCUUUAUGCUGUCUUUAUGACAGCAUUAGAAAGACAACACCUGAUGGCUGAGCUCAUCAGAAAGGGGCUUCACUUCAUCAGCCUUGCCCAGACACCAUUAGAAACAAGGUUUUUAGAAAUUACAUAAAGAAAAAAUGUUGGUAGUAUAAUAAGAAGUGAAUGCCUAUUGUGAAAUGCUGUAUAAGAAGAGGAUUUUCCUUGUUUCCUCAGUCUGGAUUCUGCAGAUUUCAUUCUCACUGACUUUGUUCAUUCGCAUGCUGAAUAAAGUAACUUGGAUGCACCUUG
Molecule: messenger RNA, 12579 nt
Organism: Xyrichtys novacula (pearly razorfish)
Lineage: Eukaryota; Metazoa; Chordata; Actinopteri; Labriformes; Labridae
Source: the annotation of a GenBank genome assembly